Molecule: messenger RNA, 1533 nt
Organism: Mycena indigotica
Lineage: Eukaryota; Fungi; Basidiomycota; Agaricomycetes; Agaricales; Mycenaceae
Product: Glucose-6-phosphate 1-dehydrogenase
Exons: 10
Coding region: 1-1533 (510 amino acids)
Biological process (GO): glucose metabolic process; pentose-phosphate shunt, oxidative branch
Cellular component (GO): cytosol
Molecular function (GO): NADP binding; glucose-6-phosphate dehydrogenase activity
Source: RefSeq, a predicted model, not a curated record
AUGACUACGCCAGGCAGUAUUCCCUCGAUGGAGACAUCUCACGAUGAGCUCAAGGACAACACCAUUAUCAUUGUCCUUGGUGCCUCUGGAGAUCUCGCAAAGAAGAAAACAUUCCCGGCCUUGUUCGGCCUAUUUCGUCUGGGGUACCUGCCCCGCGAUGUCAAGAUUGUUGGCUACGCGCGUACUAAGAUGGACAAGGCCGAGUACCACAAGCGCGCCACUUCCUACCUCAAGAACCCAGACAACGACCCAGAAACCACCAGCGCCAUCGAGCAGUUCAAGGAGAUUUCUACUUACGUCUCUGGCAGCUAUGAGGAUUCAGAAUCUUUCGCCCAACUCAAUUCCCACCUCCAAGAAAUCGAGUCUCAUUACCAAUCGAAAGAAGCUAAUCGUCUCUUUUACCUCGCGCUUCCUCCCAGUGUCUUCGUACCCUCAGCUAAGAAUCUCAAGGAGCAAUGCUACUCCCCGACCGGCCAAAAUCGAAUCAUUGUCGAGAAGCCGUUUGGAAAGGAUCUUGAUUCGUCCCGCGAACUGUUAGAUUCUCUGAAGCAGUAUUGGACUGAAGAUGAGACGUUCCGAAUUGACCACUACCUUGGGAAGGAGAUGGUGAAGAACAUACUUGUCCUGCGAUUCGCUAAUGUCGCGAUGGGGGCUGCCUGGGACAAAAACCACAUCUCCAAUGUCCAAAUCACCUUUAAAGAACCUUUUGGCACGGAGGGUCGUGGAGGAUACUUUGAUGAGUUCGGCAUUAUUCGUGAUAUUCUGCAGAAUCAUUUGUUGCAAGUGCUAAGCAUCCUCACCAUGGAGCGGCCAGUCUCUUUCUCGGCUGAGGACAUCCGAGACGAAAAGGUCAAAGUGCUUCGUUCUAUCCCUCCCAUUGCGCGGGAAGACACGCUUCUUGGGCAAUACAUCGCGGCUAACGGUAAACCCGGCUACCUCGAUGAUGACACCGUCCCACACAACUCUGUUUGCCCUACUUUUGCUGCCACAACGCUCUGGAUUCACAACCCACGAUGGGAGGGCGUCCCUUUCAUUUUAAAGGCUGGCAAAGCCCUCAACGAGGCCAAAGUCGAAGUUCGCAUUCAAUUCAAGGACGUAACCCAGGGAAUCUUCAAGGACAUUGUAAGAAAUGAGCUUAUCAUCCGCAUUCAACCUUCAGAAGCUGUGUAUCUCAAAAUGAACACCAAAACUCCCGGCCUUAUCACUCGCGCUAUGCCAACCGAGAUGGACCUCACAUACAAGAGGCGGUUCACUGAAACGAAGAUUCCUGAGGCAUAUGAGGCAUUAAUUUUGGAUGCACUGAAGGGCGAUCAUUCUAACUUUGUGAGGAACGAUGAGCUGGACGUAGCUUGGAAGAUUUUCACUCCGAUUUUGCACUGGAUCGAGGGCAGACAAGGUCAACUCCCACGCCCCGUCCCUUACCCAUAUGGCUCGCGUGGACCCAAGGAACUCGAUGGGUUCAUUCAGAAGUAUGGCUUCAAACGGGCUAACGACGCCUAUGUCUGGCCUGUUACCAACCUUGCUGCUUUGUAA